This is a messenger RNA of Zingiber officinale, 384 nucleotides long. RefSeq names its product disease resistance protein Pik-1-like. NCBI's taxonomy places the organism in Eukaryota, Viridiplantae, Streptophyta, Magnoliopsida, Zingiberales, Zingiberaceae. The coding region runs from base 1 to 384 and encodes 127 amino acids. The record is from RefSeq and is a predicted model, not a curated record. The transcript is spliced from 2 exons.
AUGGUGAUGAGGUUGCCGACGUCGGAUGCAAAGAAGCGAACCAAAGCACUACAGACAGCCUCAGGAUUUCCCGUCGUUAAAUGCCGAUCGAUUGUGGUUCCGGUAGGCGUUGUGUCGGUGUCGUGGGACAAAGACCGGCUGAUUGUGGUGGGGGAGGGGAUCGACUCGGUCAAGCUCAUCGUCAUCUUGCGGAAGAAGAUAGGCCCCGUCGGCGUCGAGCUCCUCAGCGUCGGCCCCUACUGGAAGGACGACGACGCGAUCACCUGGUCGCCGCCGCCGCCGGUGAGCUAUAAUUAUCCGUACCAAUCCCCCGCGCAACCGUACUAUCAUCCAUACCCGUACAAGGUGCGCAGUGAUGAGCAAGAGAACUGCAGCGUCAUGUAG